This is a messenger RNA of Anopheles arabiensis, 5031 nucleotides long. RefSeq names its product neurofilament heavy polypeptide-like. The record is from RefSeq and is a predicted model, not a curated record. Lineage: Eukaryota; Metazoa; Arthropoda; Insecta; Diptera; Culicidae. Bases 228 to 4928 code for a protein of 1566 amino acids. The transcript has 4 exons.
CGCUCGAACGAUAAGCAACUCCUGGAGCAGUGGCGGAACAACGCUCUCGGGGAGCGUUUUGUGAAUAAGUUGGGUGAGAAGUUGAAACCGGUGCAGUGUUCGGUUUGGGGCCAGGAGGAUUUGGGGCAAGUUUUUUUUUGUUUGCUACUGUGAGUGUGUGCCCGUGUUAAGUGUGAGCUCAGUGCUAUAAGAGGAACGUCUACGUCGUUCCACGAGUCAAGAUCAAGAUGCGACUGAACUGCAGAUGGCUGCUGCUAUCGCUGCUGGUACUUUUCACCGAAGCGAGAGAUGAACGGGCAUACCGUGGAGGGAAAGCUGAUUACAGGAAAGCAGAUCGCAAGGGAGAAACACAGUUUCAGCAUCAGAAAACUAUUGACGGAGCGGUGCUAGGAUGUUACGGUUACGUCGAUGGACAGGGAAAAAUGUUUGUCACACACUAUUUGGCCGAUGGGUCUGGGUACCGAAGUGUGAGUUUAUCUGCUCCGGAUAAAAUGACACGGGAACGGUUGAAACUGUUGAGGAACGGUGAGGAUGGCCCAGCUGCUGAAUUAUUUCCCGUCGACUGCACGGAGGAUGGCGAUCUGGGACGUUUGAAGAAUAUGGCCGAAAAGAUAAAGAAGGAUUUCGAGAGUAGCAAUGGUGAGGACGAACCGCAGAGGAAUGCGCCUUCUUAUGAUGGGAAGGAAAGGGCGAGCAGGCCGAAAGAAAGCGACAAACCUAUGGAAAGCAGCGACAUAAGAGAUGAUGCGAUUCAACCGAAAAAAGAAUCUGCAAAUGCGGUGCCAGCUGAUGCUCCUAAUAAAACGGGUAAUCGUCUGAUUAAUGUGAGGGAUCCAAGUUCCUUUAGAAGGCCAGUAAAGAAACCUGCAGGAAGCGCAAAGUCUCCAAUUGCUCAAGAACCGUCCCCACAACCAUCCAGUGAUGCAAUGUCAGCACCGGCAUCUAAGCCGAAGCAAGUAGCAAGCUUUGAAAAGCAGUCAAACCAAGUUGAUGAACCACAGCCGAAAAAUAGAGUGGAGAAACCAACAGACAAGAAACCAAGUACGUUAGCCAAGCCAAAUAGAAGACCGCAACCAGAUAAUAUUCCGAAAAGUAACUCCGUUGAUUCAGAAGCGAUUAAACCUAACGAAGAACUGAACCUGACACCUCAGCAAGUCCAACCCGAGGUACAAGCCAAGAAAGCAUCUCAAAAGCUUGACAGCAAGCACAAGAAGCCCAGCGAGGACUCCAAGUCAUCGGAGGAUCCUGAAAAUCAACAAGUCGAUGUGAGCUCAGAGAAACCUGAGGACGAGGCAGCCGAAGAGUCUGAUGACCCCAAGCAAUCAUCCAAAUCAGCGAAGGAACCGAGUAAGUCACAGCUCAAGAAGGGAUCUGAUAAGCCUGACAGUAAGAACAAGAAGCCCAGCGAGGACUUCAAGUCAUCGGAGGAUCCUGAAAAUCAACAAGACGAUGUGAGCUCAGAGAAACCUGAGGACGAGGCAGCCGAAAGAUCUGAUGACCCCAAGCAAUCGCCCAAAUCAGCGAAGGAACCGAGUAAGUCGCAGCCCAAGAAGGGAUCUGAAAAGCCUGACAGUAAGAACAAGAAGCCCAGCGAGGACUUCAAGUCAUCGGAGGAUCCUGAAAAUCAACAAGACGAUGAGAAACCUAAGUACGAGGCAGUCGAAGAGUCUGAUGACCCCAAGCAAUCACCCAAGUCAGAAAAAGAACCAAGCAAGUCACAGCCGAAGAAGGGAUCUGAUAAGCCUGACAGCAAGAACAAGAAGCCCAGUGAGGACUCCAAGUCAUCGGAGGAUCCUGAGAAUCAACAAGACGAUGUGAGCUCAGAGAAACCUGAGGACGAGGCAGCCGAAAGAUCUGAUGACCCCAAGCAAUCGCCCAAAUCAGCGAAGGAACCGAGUAAGUCGCAGCCCAAGAAGGGAUCUGAUAAGCCUGACAGUAAGAACAAGAAGCCCAGCGAGGACUCCAAGUCAUCGGAGGAUCCUGAAAAUCAACAAGACGAUGUGAGCUCAGAGAAACCUGAGGACGAGGCAGCCGAAGAGUCUGAUGACCCCAAGCAAUCAUCCAAGUCAGGAAAGGAACCGAGCAAGUCACAGCUCAAGAAGGGAUCUGAAAAGCCUGACAGCAAGAACAAGAAGCCCAGCGAGGAUUUCAAGUCAUCGGAGGAUCCUGAGAAUCAACAAGACGAUGUGAGCACAGAGAAACCUGAGGACGAGGCAGCCGAAGAGUCUGAUGACCCCAAACAAUCACCCAAAUCAGCGAAGGAACCAAAUAAGUCGCAGCCCAAGAAGGGAUCUGAUAAGCCUGAUAGUAAGAACAAGAAGCCCAGCGAGGACUCCAAGUCGUCGGAUCAUCCUGAAAAUCAACAAGACGAUGUGAGCUCAGAGAAACCUGAGGACGAGGCAGCCGAAGAGUCUGAUGACCCCAAGCAGUCACCCAAGUCAGGAAAGGAACCGAGCAAGUCGCAGCCCAAAAAGGGAUCUGAUAAGCCUGACAUCAAGAGCAAGAAGCCCAGCGUGGACUCCAAGUCGUCGGAGGAUCCUGAAAAUCAACAAGACGAUGUGAGCUCAGAGAAACCUGAGGACGAGGCAGCCGAAGAGUCUGAUGACCCCAAACAAUCACCCAAAUCAGCGAAGGAACCGAGUAAGUCGCAGCCCAAGAAGGGAUCUGAUAAGCCUGAUAGUAAGAACAAGAAGCCCAGCGAGGACUCCAAGUCGUCGGAGCAUCCUGAAAAUCAACAAGACGAUGUGAGCUCAGAGAAACCUGAGGACGAGGCAGCCGAAGAGUCUGAUGACCCCAAGCAAUCAUCCAAAUCAGCGAAGGAACCGAGCAAGUCGCAGCCCAAGAAGGGAUCUGAUAAGCCUGACAGCAAGAACAAGAAGCCCAGCGAGGACUCCAAGUCAUCGGAGGAUCCUGAGAAUCAACAAGACGAUGUGAGCUCAGAGAAACCUGAAGACGAGGCAGCCGAAGAGUCUGAUGACCCCAAGCAAUCACCCAAGACAGAAAAAGAACCAAGCAAGUCACAGCCGAAGAAGGGAUCUGAUAAGCCUGACAGCAAGAACAAGAAGCCCAGCGAGGACUCCAAGUCAUCGGAGGAUCCUGAGAAUCAACAAGACGAUGUGAGCUCAGAGAAACCUGAAGACGAGGCAGCCGAAGAGUCUGAUGACCCCAAGCAAUCACCCAAGUCAGAAAAAGAACCAAGCAAGUCGCAACCCAAGAAGGGAUCUGAAAAGCCGAACAGCAAGAACAAGACGCCCAGCGAUGAUUCAGUGUCGUUGGAGGAUUAUGAAGAUCAACUAAACGGUGAAAGCUCAAUUAAACCUGAAGACGAGGCUUCCAGAGAGUCUGAUGUGGAAGAACUUGACAGUAAGAUAAAGGAGCCCAGCGAGGAAUCGAAGUCUUUGGAGGAUUAUGAUGAGCAACAAGACGAUGUGAGCUCAGAGAAACCUGAGGACGAGGCAGCCGAAGAGUCUGAUAACCCCAAGCAAUCAUCCAAAUCAGCGAAGGAACCGAGUAAGUCACAGCUCAAGAAGGGAUCUGAUAAGCCUGACAGUAAGAACAAGAAGCCCAGCGAGGACUUCAAGUCAUCGGAGGAUCCUGAAAAUCAACAAGACGAUGUGAGCUCAGAGAAACCUGAGGACGAGGCAGCCGAAAGAUCUGAUGACCCCAAUCAAUCGCCCAAAUCAGCGAAGGAACCGAGUAAGUCGCAGCCCAAGAAGGGAUCUGAAAAGCCUGACAUCAAGAACAAGAAGCCCAGUAAGGACUCCAAGUCAUCGCAGGAUCCUGAAAAUCAACAAGAAGAUGUGAGCUCCGAGAAACCUGAAGACGAGGCAGCCGAAGAGUCUGAUGACCCCAAGCAAUCACCCAAGUCAGGAAAGGAACCAAGCAAGUCGCAGCCGAAAAAGGGAUCUGAAAAGCCUGACAGCAAGAACAAGAGGCCCAGCGAGGACUCCAAGUCAUCGGAGGAUCCUGAAAAUCAACAAGACGAUGUAAGCUCAGAGAAACCCGAGGACGAGGCAGCCGAAGAGUCUGAUGACCCCAAGCAGUCGCCCAAAUCAGGCAAAGAACCGAGCAAGUCACAGUCCAAGAAGGGAUCUGAUAGGCCUGAUAUCAAACUUGCUGCUAGAACACAACCGGCAGAUUCUCCCCUCACCGAUGUCUUCCCGACACCACCAUUUGAAGCAGAUCCGUUUCCAUCUCGACUUGGUCUUCCGAGCGAUUCAAACGACGUGCUAGCUGCCAUCAGUAGAGUUUUACCAGUGAUUCGUGAUAUCGGACCACCGUUCGUUACUACGGGCUCGCCGGAAAAAGUGAAACCAUCGAUGGCUCCGAAAACAUCCGCCUCGUUCAACGGUGACGUGUACGAUGAGGUCGAUGAUGACGAGGACACUGAUACAGUUGAUGCAGUUGCACCAGCGAAGCAAAAUGAUCCGGGAAAACCGAGCCAUUCCACACCACCACCACCGUCGGAUAUGGGCAGCUGUAUUGAGAUCAUACUGAAGGUACCGACCGAUGCCAGGCAUGUUAUCGUGCGUACGGAGCAUCCUCAGUUUAAAACGCAGGAAGGUGCACCGUUGAAUGAGCUUGUCAAUAAGAUUGCGCCUGGUGUGUACGAUGUGCAGUUGGCCAAGUUUGACAAGGUGGUGUUUGAAAUGUAUGACAAAUAUGCAAUCGAUGAAGAACCGCAAACACCCAAUAACCUCGGUAAGGCAUUCAACUACGACGAGCUGGUACCGAAGCCAAGCAAUUCGGGCCCUAGCCAACGAGUGCCUGGAGACAGCGUUAAUGCUUACCUGCCCAAGGUUGAUACUGCUCGAUCACGGGUAGGUGGUGUGGAUGAAAAGAUGGCAAAAGCGGACAGGGAGGAGAAAAGCGCUCAAAGCCAGCGUCGUAUUCCGGAUAGAUUUUUAGCGAUGGGCCGACGAGGUUGAAUAAAGACUGGUUUGGAGUGGAAUGUUCGUUAAAAAGACUUGACAUACAGUUCAAUGCAUAUGACAAUCAUAAGAAAUAAAACAUGGUGGAAAAAUAGAAAAA